GAAAAGAUGACAGAAGAAGAUCCAAUAGCUUGUGGCCCACUUGGACGUUAAAAUUAGCCCAUUUUUGUUUUUCUUAAUGGGCUUGGUCUCUUAUUGCUAGGUUUCUCUACCUCUUGUUAAUUGGUUUUUCUACGUCUUCGUUCGAGCCGCAAUCAUGAAUUCAUCUUCCUUAACGAGUAACGACUGAUCUCAUCAUGGAGAUAUUGUCAAGAUUGCCUUCAAAGUCAGUCGCUAGGUUUCGUUGCGUGUCGAAGCGAUGGGCAUCAAUUUUUGGUAGUCCAUCUUCCAAGGAGUUGUUCAUGACCAAGUCCUCAGCUAAGCCGCGCCUCUUAUUCGCCAUCGCAGAAAACGGAACCUCAGAGAAAGAAGACUGUGUGUGGAGCUUCUUCUCAUCGCCUCAGCUUGAGAAUCCAUAUGAGAAAUCGUCAUCGACUCUUGUUGCAGCUGCUGAAUUUCAUGUGAAGUUCUCUCCAGAAAAUUUGAGGAUCAAUUAUUAUAGUGAGUUAAAGUAUUUUUCAAUUGGCUACGCCUCUGGUUUGAUCUAUAUCUAUGGUAAUCGAUACCAGGCUAGACCUGUCAUAUGUAACCCCAACACAGGACGGUAUGCAAUCUUACCUAAUCGUUAUACUUACAGAAAGGCGUAUAGCUUUUUCGGGUUUGACCCGAUUGGCAAGCAAUACAAGGCCUUGUCCAUUAUUUAUCCAACUGGUCCUGGUCGUAAUAAAAUACUUACAUUAGGAGAUGGAGAUUUUGAAUGGAGAAAGAUCAAAUUUCCCUUAGGACGACCUGAAAUUAAGAGUGAUGGGAUAUGCAUCAAUGGGGUUUUGUAUUUCUUAGCUGAGAGUUAUCAAGGAUCGUUUGAAUAUGUGAUAGUUUGCUUUGACGUUCGGUAUGAGACAUUCACCUAUAUUGACGUAGAAAAGUUUUGUCGAUUAAUAAACUACAAGGGCAAAUUAGCUAUGAUUUAUUGGGAGGAUGAUGUCGACAUUUAUGCCAUGUGUAAUAUUCCGAAGGAUCUCGAUGAGUAUUUGGAGGAAAAUCUCGACGUUGAUGCCACUAAUGAGUUGCGUGUGUGGGUUCUAGAGGAUGUUGAGAAACAGAAAUGGUCUAAAUAUGCCUACACUUGGACCGAUGAUACAUUCUUCCGUCGUCACCUUUCCAUCGCUGGAGCCACUGCUUCAGGUGAAAUAGUGUUUUCCAUGCGCAAGUAUACAUGUAAACAACCGUUUUAUGUUUUCUACUUCAAUCCCGAAAGGAACACUCUCCAACGUGUUGAAAUCCAAGGUUUUGGCGAAGCGUUUAAGAAAACUUGUAGCGUUCGCACGUUUGUAAACCACAUAGAGGAUCUUGAUGUUAACGAUUUAAAACAACUCAAGUCAGUCCAUCCUCCAUUGAAGCCAGAAUUUUAUUGUCUACCAGAAGCAGAUACAGAAUCAGACUCAGACUCAGAUUCUGAAUCAGACGGACAAGGAGAUGAAGAAGGAUAGAGACGAUCAUUUUGUGCUCUUAUCUCUGCGUUUUUUUUUUUUUUUUUUUUGUCAACCUUAUCUAUUUUACGGUGUCUCUCUCUUUAACUAGGUUUACACAUCUAGUCUUCAUUUUGUUUGGUCUCAAGAACAUGGUUUUGUUGUUUCACUUAGUUCUCUGUCUUUAAUCUGAGUAUAUUUGCUCUUUCAACAUUGUUUCUUCUGGAUGAGAUUUGUCCUCUGUUUUUUGUCAACAUCUUGUUGUGUUUGUCA
Messenger RNA from Arabidopsis lyrata subsp. lyrata, 1739 nucleotides. RefSeq names its product F-box protein At2g15640. The record is from RefSeq and is a predicted model, not a curated record. The coding region runs from base 195 to 1487 and encodes 430 amino acids. Gene Ontology annotation, molecular function: protein binding. Lineage: Eukaryota; Viridiplantae; Streptophyta; Magnoliopsida; Brassicales; Brassicaceae. The transcript has a single exon.